UGUUACAUUUCUCAAUAAGAAAAGUUGUGGCCAUGAUUCUAUUUCUACAAUUUAAUAUAUUAUUGCUAUUUAUUGCAACGUGUUUUGCCCAAAAUGGCUGCCAGAUGAAUCCUAAUAAACCGUUGCGAGCACACGAGACAGAUUGCGCCAAAUUCUACCAAUGCAGUAACGGGCAUGAUUUCGAAAUGACCUGUGGACCUGGCACUGUUUUUGAUGAGAAUUUACAGGUUUGCAACUGGCCAUCGGCGGUGGACUGCAAAAAGAAAUCAACUCCAAAGCAGCCAGAGAAAUCUCAGCCCCCGAAGAAAGACGGUAAAGCACCUUCAAAAGCUCCAGCCGCUAAAGAUGCUAAAAAACCAGCCGCUAAAGAUACUAAAAAGCCAGCCGCAAAAGCUGAGAAAAAACCAGCUAAAGCUUAAACAUUAAAAAAAAAUGUAACACUAUAAACGCAACCACAAAGUGAUUAAAUAAUUUUCUGAUUUAAAUA
Molecule: messenger RNA, 487 nt
Organism: Papilio xuthus (Asian swallowtail)
Lineage: Eukaryota; Metazoa; Arthropoda; Insecta; Lepidoptera; Papilionidae
Product: peritrophin-1-like
Exons: 2
Coding region: 33-419 (128 amino acids)
Cellular component (GO): extracellular region
Molecular function (GO): chitin binding
Source: RefSeq, a predicted model, not a curated record